Molecule: messenger RNA, 558 nt
Organism: Guyanagaster necrorhizus
Lineage: Eukaryota; Fungi; Basidiomycota; Agaricomycetes; Agaricales; Physalacriaceae
Exons: 5
Coding region: 1-558 (185 amino acids)
Source: RefSeq, a predicted model, not a curated record
AUGGCAUCUCGUCUUUUCACCGUCUUUGCCACGGCAUCUGCUCUCUUCGGAGCUGUGUUUGCUGAUUUGCAAGUCACCGCGCCCAGUUCCGAUAUCUGGUGGGUUGCACAGUCGACAAAUGUCAUCGCAUGGACCUGCAAUGACUCCCCGUAUUCCGAAUUUACCAUUCUGAUCACGAACUCGGACUCGAGCAUUCUUACUUCCGCUUUAGCUAUCGUGGCUAUCGAGCAGAAUUAUGAUUGCUCAAAGAUCCUGACUCCAGAACAAGUCAACAUGCCCGCUGCUACUGGAUACACUCUCCAGCUUGCGAAUCCUCUUAACAGCAGUCAAGUAUACGCUGCGUCGGACUUAUUCGAAAUCAAGGCUCUGGGAUCUGCAUACCCAUCUUCUUCUGCAGCUGUCGAAAGCGCUACCGGUUCCCUCGCCUCUGCCUCUGCCUCUGCGGCUUCUGCUUCCGCUUCUGCGUCUGCUUCAGGCAACGCCGGAUCCGCCUUGAAGACGUCCUUUGGAUUUGGCUUGGGUGCCAUUGGUGCCAUUCUUGGCUUGGUGACAGUAUAG